UGGAGUUUCCAUCCUGAGGAGUCGUUGUGCUCCCGCCACUAGCUCCCGUAAUGGUGGGAUAUCGUGCAGGACGCGUGCUGCGCGUAGGUGCACCCACUCCGUAGCUCCCCACGUCGCCCUCGCGCGCUGGAUCGGCGUCAGUACGAAAGAAGAACAAAAAAAUUGUAGAAUCCGCGUGCAAUCCCUUGCCUUUUUGACUCAUCUAGUUUCUUCAUCUCCUCACCAUACACCUAUCUUCGUUCUCUCUACUUGGGCACAACAUCUCUGAACCCACCUACCAUCUAGAAUCACGACCAUGUCUCUCGCCAAACACCCCAACCCCUCCAGCCCCGUAACCUCCCACUUCUCCCUCAAAGGCAAAGUCGCAGCCGUCACCGGCGGCGUCCGCGGCAUCGGGCUCUCCGCCUCGCGCGCCCUCGCCGAAGCAGGCGCCUCGGUCGCAAUCCUCUACUCGUCUACCAAAGACGCCGACGCCAUCGCGUCCCAGAUCGCAAAAGACACCGGCGCCAACGUAAAAGCGUACAAGGCCUCUGUCGAAAACAAGGAUGAGAUCGCUUCAGUACUACAGCAAAUUGCCAAAGAUUUUGGAGGUCUCGACAUCGUCGUGGCCAACGCAGGAAUCGCAAAUCACCAUGCUGCGGAAGACUACACCGAGGAGCAGUGGCGCAAGGUCAUGGCUGUGAACCUCGACGGCGCAUUCUACACCGCGCAGGCAGCGGGUAACAUCUUCAAGAAGCAGGGCCACGGGAACUUGAUCUUCACUGCAUCCGUGUCCGCGAUCCUCGUCAACGUUCCGCAAAAACAGGCUGCGUACAAUGCAUCAAAGGCAGGCGUGGUGCAAUUAGCACGUUGCUUGUCCGUCGAGUGGGUUGAGUUUGCACGUGUCAACUGCGUGAGCCCCGGGUUCAUCGCGACAGACAUGCUCGACGUGCACCCCGAGGCACACAGGAAGAAAUGGUUCGACAUGAUUCCUGCGAAGAGAAUGUGCGAACCGGAUGAGUUGAAGGGGGCGUAUGUGUUUUUGGCGAGUCAGGCGAGCUCGUACAUGACGGGUGCGAACUUGGUUAUUGACGGAGGAUAUACCUUGCCUUGAGUGAUUGAUAGAAAGCUGUUGUACCCGCAAGUCCACGGGGCGUUGGGUGGUGAUGAUAGAAUAAUUCGACCAACUUUGAUCAACUGUCUCUUCUUCCAGAGUAAAAUAUCUUCCAUUUCCAGGCUACCUGUGCGAUGUGGUGACUGAGACUUGGUCGUAGAUGAUAUCAAAGACCAUAGCAAAGUCCUCCGACAUGUUCCGCAUAUUCUGACCUAGCGAGGUAGGCAGGGACUGUGCAGAUUACUAGCUGCAGUUUUUGCGCGCCAGCCAGCUCAGACAGAUGAAAAGGUUUAGCUUGCGCUUAGACCUGGGCACUACAUCCGGCGACAGAUCUAAAAGUCCAGGGUCGGAUGCUCCGGUCGUCACUUGACAUCGCGCGGGUCUCUAUUGAUCGAUUCGACUUGGGAAAAGGUAGGUAUCCCUGCACGAAACAC
Molecule: messenger RNA, 1527 nt
Organism: Paraphaeosphaeria sporulosa
Lineage: Eukaryota; Fungi; Ascomycota; Dothideomycetes; Pleosporales; Didymosphaeriaceae
Product: NAD(P)-binding protein
Exons: 1
Coding region: 296-1093 (265 amino acids)
Cellular component (GO): intracellular anatomical structure
Molecular function (GO): oxidoreductase activity, acting on NAD(P)H, oxygen as acceptor
Source: RefSeq, a predicted model, not a curated record